Heterobilharzia americana is the source of this 1974-nucleotide messenger RNA. The record is from the annotation of a GenBank genome assembly. Lineage: Eukaryota; Metazoa; Platyhelminthes; Trematoda; Strigeidida; Schistosomatidae.
AUGUCGAGUACUAGCUCUCGGAGUUCACGUCGCAGAAAUGAUGAACGGACGUCAGCGGAUUUGUUAAGCACUGGGACUGCACAUGAAAGAACUGGUGAGUCGAGUCACUCUCGUUCGAGGUCACGUCGUACUCGGGAAGGCCAAACAGAGCCUACAAGCAAUGCAGAACCCACGUCUGGUCUUCGUACAUCCGAAGUGGAACCCGGAAGUCCUUUGUCGUAUAGUGACAUGUCUAGUGUGGCCACUGGAGUCGGCGAAGAUAUUUUAAGCUCGGUCAGACCUGGAGUCAAUGAUGAGUUGGCCGUUCGUGCUGUUUUAUCUCAAACUGGACCGCUUAUUCCUGCGACAACAGGUGCAGCUGGUACUACUGAUGCAUCAACUGCAAGUGGACCUCAGACGGUAAUAUGGGGUACUGAUGUUAAUAUCGCCCAAGUGAUGUCAAGAUUUAAACACUUUCUACUGACAUACAUUCCUUCAGAAUUAACGGGUCAACCAAAUCUAACUACAGGUCAACCAAUUGAUCCCGAAAGGCCUCUUUAUUUACAAAGAAUGGAAGAUCUAGCAAUAUCAGGUUCAACUGCUUUAGAUAUUGAUUGUGAACAUCUUCGUUCUGCUAGACCAGAGUUGUAUACACAGUUGGUGACUUUUCCAAAGGAGGUUAUUCCUGCAUGUGAUGCUGCUGCCCAUGCUUUAUUUCUGGAUCGCUUUCGGGAAGUGCAGCUGGAAAGACCAAUACAGAUUCGACCAUUCAACUGUGCACGUUCCCGGGAUUUACGCAGUCUUGAUCCUGAUGACCUUGACCAACUUGUAACUGUUACAGGACUUGUAAUACGAUUAUCUCCACUCAUACCUGAAAUGAUGCGUGCGGAAUUUAAGUGCGCUAUUUGUAGUGCAAUGACAUCUGUUCCUUGUGAACGCGGACGUAUAGCGGAACCCGAGGCUUGCAUACGUUGUCAUUCGGCGCAUACAGCUCAAUUACAACAUAAUCGAUGUCUGUUUGUGGAUAAACAAAUGAUUAAACUACAGGAGUCGCCGGAAGAUAUGCCUGCCAGUCAAACGCCACACACGGUUCUUAUGUAUGCUCAUGAAGAACUUGUUGAUAAAGUUCAACCUGGCGAUCGAGUCGUCGUCACGGGUAUUUAUCGUGCUAUACCUUUACGAAUGUCAAAUCGACAGCGCACACUUAAAGCAGUUUAUAAAACCUACAUAGAUGUCCUUCAUUUCCUUCGGGAAGGUGAUGAUCGAGUACAAACUGACCAAGUGACUACUGAUGAACACACUAGUUUAGAAGCCCGUAUUCUGCGUCAUUUCACAGAGGAACGUAUCGAGGAGUUUCAUGCACUGUCUCGAAAACCCGAUCUCUAUGAACGUCUUAUGGCUGCUAUCGCACCUACAAUAUACGAAAAUGAGGAUAUCAAAAAGGGUAUUCUUCUCCAGUUAUUCGGUGGUACACGUAAAGACUUUUCUUCCAAGGGACGCGGUGAUUUUCGUUCUGAAAUCAACAUACUGUUGUGCGGUGAUCCUGGUACUUCAAAAUCUCAACUCCUUCAGUAUGUGUAUCGUCUUACUCCUCGUGGUCAGUACACUUCUGGUAAAGGAAGCUCUGCUGUGGGGUUGACAGCUUAUGUUACGAAAGAUACAGAAACACGCCAACUGACUUUACAGACUGGUGCACUAGUAUUGGCUGACAAUGGAAUUUGUUGCAUCGAUGAAUUCGAUAAAAUGUCUGAUUCAACUCGUUCUGUUUUGCAUGAAGUGAUGGAACAACAAACUUUGAGUAUAGCAAAAGCUGGAAUUCUUUGUCAGCUUCAUGCUCGAACAUCAAUUUUAGCAGCCGCCAAUCCGAUCGGUUCUAAAUGGGAUCCUAAUAAAACAAUUAUUGAUAAUAUACAGUUACCGCAUACACUACUUUCAAGAUUCGACCUCAUUUUCCUCAUCUGGAUCCACAAGAUGAAAUCUACGAUACAAGAUUAG